GAUGAACACAAUGAUGAUGAAUCCAAUGAUGAUGAAUCCUAUGAUGAUGCAACCAUGGUCCGUCAAUGGCAAUUAUGGCAUGAUCAACCACAAUCAACCAUUGAAGGAAGAAGAUGAUGAAGAGGAUGAUGAUGUACCCUUAGCAAGACCUAUGACAGCUAAUCAAUCAAGAAAUCGUAGACAAAGUACAAGUCGUUAUUGAAAUAGGUUCCUUUAUACAUUAGAUUGAUGCCCUCAUUCUCUCUUUUUUUUUAUUAUUAUUAUUAUUAUAUAUUAUUAUUUUGUUCCAUAUCUCACUUCUGCACUUUACAUUCACUCAUAGUUUAUUUUCUCAAUGACAUUCUCUUUCAUUCACACUCCUCUCCCCCCCUUGUUUGUUUUCUCCCUACUCAUUGCUCCCUUGUUUUCCUGUCUCUUGUUUUUUUUUCAUAAA
Halteromyces radiatus is the source of this 433-nucleotide messenger RNA. RefSeq lists its product as uncharacterized. Bases 229 to 432 code for a protein of 67 amino acids. Lineage: Eukaryota; Fungi; Mucoromycota; Mucoromycetes; Mucorales; Cunninghamellaceae. The record is from RefSeq and is a predicted model, not a curated record. The transcript has a single exon.